Messenger RNA from Clarias gariepinus (North African catfish), 3485 nucleotides. It is a transcript of the gene sele, whose product is annotated as selectin E. The record is from RefSeq and is a predicted model, not a curated record. Lineage: Eukaryota; Metazoa; Chordata; Actinopteri; Siluriformes; Clariidae. Gene Ontology annotation, cellular component: membrane; external side of plasma membrane. Gene Ontology annotation, biological process: heterophilic cell-cell adhesion; response to cytokine; leukocyte tethering or rolling. Bases 112 to 2613 code for a protein of 833 amino acids. Gene Ontology annotation, molecular function: sialic acid binding; oligosaccharide binding. The transcript has 17 exons.
AACCGCAGCAGUCCAGGACUCAGAGCCAUAAAAUUUUUUGAAACAUUCAUCUUGUCUUAACAUUGUGAAUAUACUGCAUAAGAAAGGAAUACAUCCAAAGAAUCACUUAAAAUGGAUUUCUACAAUACACAUAUGACCAAAAUCUCUACAUUUUUCAUUCUGCUUGUUGCAAGUCUAAGUCAGUGGACAGGAGUUGAAGGCUGGUCGUACCACCGAUCGGAGGUUACCAUGGACUGGGCAGCAGCCCGUAACUGGUGUAGGGAACACUACACCGACAUGGUGGCCAUUCAAAACCAUGAUGAGAUAGAACACCUCAACAGUAUUCUCCCCCAGGUGGCAGGAUACUACUGGAUCGGUAUUCGCAAAAUUAACAGUACCUGGACCUGGGUGGGAACCAAUAAGCCUCUGACAGCAGAAGCUGAGAACUGGGCUCAAGGGGAACCUAAUAAUGGACGCAACAAUGAGGACUGUGUGGAAAUCUACAUCAAGAGAAAACAUGAUGCGGGCAAGUGGAAUGACGAGUCCUGCAAAAAGCAGAAGACUGCACUAUGUUACACUGCAUCCUGUCAGAUAGACUCCUGCAGCUAUAAGGGGGAGUGUGUUGAGACCAUUAACAGCCACCGGUGUGAGUGUUUUGAGGGCUUUUAUGGAGAAAAGUGUGAACAUGUUGUCAAAUGUGACGAAAAGGAAAUCUUUGAUCCUGAGCAUGGCGGCGUCCAAUGCCACCACCCUAAUGGAGACUUUUCUUACAAAUCUGAAUGCAAGUAUUCCUGUCAUGAGGGCUACCAGUUGGUGGGCAAAGAAACAACACAAUGUAUUAAGGCAUGGUCCAACAAACGCCCAACCUGUGAAUUAAUCCAUUGCUUUGAGCUGAAUAUGACACUUCAUGGAGACAUACAGUGCAAUCACUCACUUUCACCCUUCAGCUAUCAGUCCUCCUGUGAGUUUAGCUGUGAGGAAGGGUACACACUAACAGGUUCCAGCUCCAGCUGGCUGAUAUGUGAUGCAUUUGGGAACUGGAAUGAUUCACAACCCACCUGUGAAGCUGUCCGCUGUCCGACUAUUGAUGCCCCAGAGAAUGGGACAAUGAGCUGCAGUGGAGAGAGAUAUGGGAGCAGAUGUGUGUUCAGCUGUAAUGCCGGGUUCAGACUUUUGGGCGAGUCAGAGCUUACAUGCACCAAAACUGCUCAGUGGAGCCAGCAGACACCUUCCUGCACAGCCGUUCAGUGUCCCGCUCUCCAGACUCCACAGAAUGGCCGUGUGUCCUGUACAGAUGAGACUCUCAGUACAGGCUCCAUAUGCAGCUUCACUUGUGAUGAGGGCUUCAGUCUGGAGGGGGCAUUGAGCAUAGAGUGUACCGGGAGUGGAGAAUGGAGCACAGAUGUCCCCAGCUGCACAGCUGUCCGCUGUCCGACUAUUGAUGCCCCGGAGAAUGGGACAAUGAGCUGCAGUGGAGAGAGAUAUGGGAGCAGAUGUGUGUUCAGCUGUAAUGCCGGGUUCAGACUUUUGGGCGAGUCAGAGCUCACAUGCACCAAAACUGCUCAGUGGAGCCAGCAGACACCUUCCUGCACAGCCGUUCAGUGUCCCGCUCUCCAGACUCCAGUGAAUGGCCGUGUGUCCUGUACAGAUAAGACUCUCAGUACAGGCUCCAUAUGCAGCUUCACUUGUGAUGAGGGAUUUAGCCUGGAGGGGGCAUUGAGCAUAGAGUGUACCGGGACCGGAGAAUGGAGCACAGACCUCCCCAGCUGCACAGCUGUCCGCUGUCCGACUAUUGAUGCCCCAGAGAAUGGGACAAUGAGCUGCAGUGGAGAGAGAUAUGGGAGCAGAUGUGUGUUCAGCUGUAAUGCCGGGUUCAGACUGUUGGGCGAGUCAGAGCUCACAUGCACCAAAACUGCUCAGUGGAGCCAGCAGACACCUUCCUGCACAGCCGUUCAGUGUCCCGCUCUCCAGACUCCACAGAAUGGCAGUGUGUCCUGUACAGAUGAGACUCUCAGUACAGGCUCCAUAUGCAGCUUCACUUGUGAUGAGGGCUUCAGCCUGGAGGGGGCAUUGAGCAUAGAGUGUACCGGGAGUGGAGAAUGGAGCACAGACAUCCCCAGCUGCACAGCUGUUCAGUGUCCCGCUCUCCAGACUCCACUGAAUGGCAGUGUGUCCUGUACAGAUGAGACUCUCAGUACAGGCUCCAUAUGCAGCUUCACUUGUGAUGAGGGCUUCAGCCUGGAGGGGGCAUUGAGCAUAGAGUGUACCGGGACCGGAGAAUGGAGCACAGAUGUCCCCAGCUGCACAGCAGUGAGAUGUUCCUACCUCCAGAAGCCAACCAAUGGCUUUAUCAACUGUUCUUCAGAGGAAGCUGUCUUUAGCACUUCCUGUUCCUUCACCUGUUUCAAUGACUAUCAGCUUAAUGGUCACAAGAUGGUGAUGUGCAGCCUUAAUGGCAGCUGGACUGGAGAGGUGCCUGAAUGCCAGGCUCAUCCUGCUACCUUCAGCCCGUCUCUGGUGUCUGGCCUAACCAUAGGUGUUGGAGGCACGACUGCACUUUCCAGCCUCGCUCUUGUCUUCUCGAUACUAAAGAGACUCAGAAAGAUGAAAGCUAAGAAGUUUGACAUUAGGUGAGUUUUGCUCUUUUUUCCAACAUAUUUACACAAUGUUUAUCAGUAUGUGUGUGCAUUGUGUUGAUGUUCUGAUGUUGCCUUGUGAGGCUGACCUGUCUUAUGUUUAUUUUCUUUAGUAACUCAGACAUUGAGGUCCCACACCAAGUAUACAAAAGCAGCACAGACAGUCUCAUCUAGGUCUCCAUCGAUACUAAACUGUGGACAAAGACGUUCCUACUGUAGCGUGAAUGAAUGUGCUCCUUGCUCAAUUCCAGAUUUUGUAUAGUACUUUUAUCAAUUGUCACAGAGCAGCUGUAUAUAAAUCCAAUAAUGGGUUUAGAUUUAGAUUUCUAAUGAGAAAGUCAGAACCUGAGACGAAAUCAGGAAAAAGACUUGAGAGAAAGCAGACUCAAAAGGGAACACAUCAUCCAUAACUCUAUAGUAGAGAGACAAAACUGCUAAGUUUGUUGAAAAAAUCUUCAGUAUAAGCAUUAUAAUUAUUAUCAUUAGUUUUUAUUUCAAGGAAAUCUAAGAGGACGAAGCAGGGAGUAGCAAUGACUGUAACUAGAAAAGAGAGAGAGGUCAAUGAACUGAGGUUGAUCCUCAGUCCUCUGUAGUUAUUUAAUAUACUGUACUGUGUACUUUACAGUGGAAAUAUUUAUUAUCUUAUUUAUUGAGCAUAUUGUUCUAUGCUGUUUUGCUAUUUAUGAAUUUUAACAUGAGCUACUGUAUGUUUGAUUAUUGUACUGUAUAUCAUUUCUUACUGUUUUAUAAUUUUUUAUGUGUAAAUCAGUUUUGCUUUUUGUAGCCUGUUUGUUAAAGAGCCAAACGAGUCUGUUCUGUUCGAAUGUGAAUUGUCAAUAAAAAUAAUAAUGAGAAUAAUAAAUAUAAUUA